Anas platyrhynchos (mallard) is the source of this 3079-nucleotide messenger RNA. RefSeq names its product myeloid leukemia factor 1 (gene MLF1). Lineage: Eukaryota; Metazoa; Chordata; Aves; Anseriformes; Anatidae. The record is from RefSeq and is a predicted model, not a curated record.
CGGGCGGGCGGUAAAGGCGGGGCCGGGGCCGUGACGGGACCGGCCGUGAGGUGCGGUACCGGGGCGCCGUCCUCUCGUCCCUCCCGUCCCGUUGUCAGCUCGUCUGCCCUGCCCAGCCAGCCCAGCUCCCGGCCUCAGGGAGCCGCCUGUUGAAGGGACGCCGCCGCGCUGCGAGCCGCGGGGUUGUGGCGAGGAUGGACAGGUGCCGCAUGCUUGAUCCUUUUGCCGCACACCAUGAAUACAUGCGGCAGAUGAUGAGAAGCUUUUCUGAUCCCUUUGGACGAGAUCCAUUUUUCAGUAUAACAGAUGGCGAGGAGAGAACAGUAGAUCGAAGAGUGCGCCAGGAUUCUCAGGUUGCUCUGAGAGGAAAUCGCAGAGCAACAAGCUACUCCCUCAUGCCCUUUGCAGGCUUUGGUAGCAUGCAUGAUGCAGAUUUUGGGGACCCUUUUUUUGCAAUGGACAGAAUGAUGUCAAAUAUGAGAAACAGCAUGCUGGAGAUGCAAAGAAAAUUUGAUGAGCUGUCUCUCCAUCCAGAUGCACACACCUUCAGCUCCUCCUCUGUGAUGACGUAUUCCAAAAUAGGGGAUGAACCACCAAAAAUUUUCCAAGCCUCAGCUCAGACGCGCACAGCUCCAGGAGGUGUUAAGGAGACGAGAAAAGCACUUAAGGAUUCCGAAAGUGGACUGGAAAAAAUGGCUAUUGGUCAUCACAUUCAUGAUCGUGCCCAUGUCAUAAAAAAAUCAAAGAACAGGAAGACUGGUGAUGAAGAAAUAAACCAAGAAUUCAUCAACUUGGAUGAAACUGAGGCCCAGACUUUUGAUGAGGAGUGGCAGAAAGAGAUAACCAAGUUCAAGCCAACUAGAACCAGAUACAAUUUAGAAGCUCCAAAAUACAGGAGUAUUCAGCACAUACCUAAGGAAGAUGGAUUAAAAAGGGAGAAACCACUUGCAUCUGUGGGUUCCAGGGGACCCAGAGUUUCUAUGGAGAACCUCAGUGUGAAAGGAACACAUGUCCCCAUCAAAAGCAGCAAAAAAUAAAAUGUUUCCAUUGUCCAUUUAGAUGGAGAUUCUUCAAAGAAGAUAAUGGUGCUGCACUGCUUAUGUUCAUAUAAGUAUACACAUGUAUGACCAAUCUGUCUUCUGUUUUAGUGUGUCUUGCUACUGUACUCUAUUGACUUUUGAAUGUCGUUUAAAACUUCAGAUCCUAGGUUGUCAUCUAGUGUCAGUAAAUAUGAAAAAGACACAAAACAAACCUUUCUACUUAAAAGCACUUUAAUAGUUUAUCAGUAAUUCUGUUUAAAAAUGAAUGCUUUGGUUAGCAGAGUCUUCUCCACUUACAACUGCACCAGUCUCAAACUUCUUAUUAAGCCUGAUAAUUUUGUCCCAUAUAGUGCAACUUGCACAGAAGGUAAAUUCCAUUCUUACUUUGUGUGGCCAAAAUAACUUGUUCUGGUGACACAGCAAUCAACAGCCAUUUCAGUACACUGUAGCCACUGUAUAUGUAGCUUUAAAUUCAUACUUUAAAUUGGUAUAGAAUCCCCAGAUUUAUCUUUUUUUUAAAUGAAGAAAAGUGAGAGGAGUACUAAAAUAGGAAAUUGUGUUUAUCAGGUUUAUCAGCAUUCUUUUGUUCAUAAGCUGCACUUACAUCUCUCAUCUCCAUCCCUAGCCUGUUAAUCUCAUAUUUCCUGAUCCUUUGUAUGUUUUCUUUGGAGGUAGCCCAUUAUUCUUCAGUCUUGAAGGUUCUCCAUAGAAGUUUUUCAGUACUCUAGAAUAAUAUCACUGUGUCCUAAGAAGCUCAGAUGUAACUAUCAACUCUUAAUUUGGAAAAACACAGGAGAAAUGAUUCAGUAAUGUGCAACCAUUCAUUAUCAUUUCUUGUCCUAAAAAACUAUCCCUACAUGCAGGAAACCAUUUCCCCCCCCAGCUGAGAUGAGAUCUUACUUCAUGCACUGAUUGAAUGGAUGUAAAAGGAUCCUGUAUCUAACACUUGAUCUCCCUUGACACUUUUUUCAUCAUCAUUUGGUGAAAGGGUCUGGUUCUAUAGGAAAGCAAACUGACUGAGAACAGGAAGUGUCUCUGUAUUAGAAAUGUUAAGUUUGUGUGCUGUCUUGUUACUCUGAAUUGAUCUCAUGUUGUAGAGUAAAUUUCUGUAGGUACAACAUUCUAGCAUUGGCACUAAAGCAUAUAUUUCAAGGCUAAAGCAUAGUGUAGCCUUCAAAAAAAGUCAGUGUAAAAAUUGUUUAAUAUUCAUAUGACUAAAAGAAAUGGUCUAGGUUGUAUCUUUCUGCAGAUUCCUCAGAUUAUUUAAUGUUGUGUAAAAAAGAAAAGUACUUUUAUUGAACUGACAAAGACAAUAGUUUCUCUGCUUGUUUAACAGUGGCCUUCUUUCUAUUAUUAGAGCAAAUACUAGUAGCAAUAAUUUUUUGCUGUUGCAGUGUUCCACCAGCAGUCAAGGUAAGAUGAUUUACUACAGUAGGCAGCGUGUGUUGUAGCUCAGACAUGCGCACAUCCCUUCUGCUGCCAAUGCUGUGGGAGCAGAAACCUCUGACAGGGAAAUGGGCAGAAAGCCAUGUGUAAUAUCACAGUAAUAAUACCUGAGGAGGAUGUCUGCCAGAACCCCUAAUCUAAGGACGCUUUUAUUCUCUUCAGAAUGUAAGAGUACAGCUUAGGGCCUGAUCCUUCAUUCACUGAAGACAACAUCAAUUUUGCAAUUAAUGUAAUUGAGAAUAUCAGGCCAUAGAGGCAUUUUUCAGGUGUGUCACUUAAAUUUCCUAGUGAUAAACAGCAUUAAACACAACUUCAAGAGAAAACAACUGAAUUUUGAGAGAUGUUGCUGUUUAACAGAAGACGAUUCAUCUGACUGCUUAUAUUUUUGCCUGUGCUUUGCUGGGAUGGAUGAACGUAUGCAAUUGAGAAAAUGAGAACAUCGUGGGUUAGAAAAAAAUCUUGGUAGAAAGGGGCUAAUAGUUGUCAUAGACUACUUUGUUAUGCAAAACAAUGUUAAUGUUAUGCAAGAGAAGUUGUUCUACAUAGGAACAUCUGAAACUAUAGUUCUUUAAUAAAGAGUUAUUUAUUACUUA